Lactuca sativa (garden lettuce) is the source of this 2571-nucleotide messenger RNA. Its product is annotated as protein NETWORKED 2C. The record is from RefSeq and is a predicted model, not a curated record. NCBI's taxonomy places the organism in Eukaryota, Viridiplantae, Streptophyta, Magnoliopsida, Asterales, Asteraceae. Gene Ontology annotation, molecular function: actin binding.
CUCUUCAUAACAUUCCCCAUCACCUCAAUGCUUCCUAAUUUGCCUCAAGAAAAACAAAUUUUGUUGUUGUUAGUGUUGCCUAAUUAUCCCAUUUACCCUUUUGCUCUUUGUCUGGUUUGCUACACAAUUUUCUCUCCAACUUCCCUUCCUCUUCUUCAUUCUCUCUCCCCUCUGUGUGGAUUUUCCGGCGUUAAACUGGAGGGGAAGAGAAAACACGACGGAGUAAAACAAGAGGAAAGAAAGCAGAUCUGACGGACGUCAUUGAUCGGAGAAGAUGUUACAGAAAGCAACAGGCGGCGGGCAUUCGUGGUGGUGGGCUAGUCACAUUCGAACUAAGCAGUCCAAAUGGCUCGAACUAAAUCUCCAAGAUAUGGAUAUGAAGGUGGAUCACGUUCUGAAUUUGAUUCAAAACGAUGGCGAUUCAUUCGCUAGAAGGGCGGAGAUGUAUUAUAGACACCGGCCGGAUGUUAUAAGCUUCAUCGAGGAAACUCUUCGUGCUUAUCGAGCAUUAGCUGAACGAUAUGAUAAAUUAUCGGGCGAUUUGCAGAAAGCGAACACCACCAUUGCUUCAAUUUGUCCGGAAAAAGUCGAUUUAAGCCUCGAUGAAGACGACGAUGAUUUCAACUACGAUUCUCCGAAAACACCUAAACUCAAUCGUCAAAAUCGAAUCAAAAUCCCUAAAUCCCCAAAACCUGUUAACAAAGACGUGAAUUGUGUUCUCGACAAUGCAUCAAAGACGAUCGAUGCAACAAAGACGAGCGAAGAAAAGGAAAAUCAAAGUCCUCCGAAAUCUGGAUUGACGAAAGACGAUGCUCUUGAAGAGAUUGAUAAUCUUCAAAAGCAAAUCCUCGAGAUGGAAACGUUGAAGGAUUCCAUGAAGAAUUAUUACGAGAACAGCCUUGCUGAGUACUGGGAUGCGGAAACCCAAAUAAUCGAAAAUCAACAGAGGAUUUGCAGAUUAGAAGAUGAAUAUGAAAUAUGUAAGAAAAUCGAAGAAGACAAUAAAGGUACUUUAAUGGCGGAAGAAGCUUUGAAGUCAUGCCAAGAGACCUUAGCUAUGUUACAAGAUCAUCAAAAGAAAUUGAGGUACGAUGUUAAAUUAGAGCACCAGAGAUUCGAUCAAGCUAAACAAAAACUCAAAUCAAUCAAACAGAAAUAUAAUUCGGAAUCAGAUCUAGAGCAAGAACAAGAACACGAACAAGAAAUCAGAAACGUCUCAAAUCAAAGCUUGGAAGGCGUAUCGAAGAAUCCAGAAAAAAUUACAGAAUUGGCAGAUACGAUUGAUACGCUUGUGAACAUGGUGAUUACUUUAGAAUCCUCGAUUUCAUCCCAAACUGUUCUUGCAGACAUGUUACGAAAAGAAGCAGAUGAUCUUCAAUCACAGAUUCGAAAAAUGGAAGACGAUAUGCAAACACAAGCUCAAAAAUUUGAAAACGAUCUUCAAACUCAAACUCAAAAAAUGGAAGACGAGCUUCAAACACAGAUUCAAAAAAUGGAAGACGAAUUUCAAACACAGAUUCAAAAAAUGGAAGACGAAUUUCAAACACAGAUUCAAAAAAUAGAAGACGAACUACCAAAAGAAAGUGAUCAUACUUGUGUAUGCAACGAAACAGUUGUUGAAUCAAAAUCAGAAGAAAAGAACAUUGACAUUAGUUGGCAAUCGAUGUUGUUGAAUGGGAUUGAAGACAAAGAUAAGAUCAUUCUAGAAGAGUACAUCACGAUCUUGAGACACUACAAGGAUACUAAGAAGAAAUUGAGUGAAGAACAGAAAAUAAACCAAGGAUUAAAACAGAAGUUGAGACUUGUUCAAGAAAACAUACCUCAUGAAGAUGAGAGCAAGACCACCAUUGAUGAAGAAGCUCAAGCUUUUUCUGCCAUGGAUAUGAUUCUUGAUGAGAAUGUCAACUUCUGGUUGAAAUUCAGCACUGCUUUCCAUGAGGUUCACAAAUUCAAAACCCAGAUUGAAGAUCUAAAUGAUGAGAUUAAAAAGGUGAAAUCAAGGUCAGAUAUUAAGUUGAUAUAUAAAAAUCUUAAGGAUAUAAAGAGUAAACUUACAAUAUGGUUGGAGGAAAGUACGUUGCUAAAAGAUGAAUUAAGGAUGAGAUUCACGUAUUUAUCGAAUAUCGAGGAGGGAAUUAAGUUCAGUAGCCAUGAAGAGGCUGCAAAGUUCCAAGGUGAAAUUAUGAAAAAGAAACAAGAACACAAUGAAAUUAGUAAAGAACUUGAAGCAAGUUUAGAUCAUGUGGUUGCUAUAAAACUUGAAUUGGAGAAGAAUUUGGAAAGGGUAGAAAAGGAAUUUGGGCUUUUGAAGAAUCCAAAUCAACAACAGAAGGGGAAAUUAUCUUCAAGUAAGUCGAUAAUACCCUUGAAGUCAUUCCUUUUUGGGGUUAAGUCAAAGACGCAAAAGUCUUCCUUUUUUUCUUGUAUGAGCAGCCCUAAGAAAUCAAGAUCAAAGAAAGGUGGAUGUAUGUCCAUAUAAAUAUAUAAAAAACCAUUGUACAAAAAUGUAUCUGAGUUUAAAAAACAUGGAACAUAUAUACAAAGAAAAAAAAAAGUGACAUCAUUUAUGAA